Lineus longissimus is the source of this 4659-nucleotide messenger RNA. RefSeq lists its product as uncharacterized. The record is from RefSeq and is a predicted model, not a curated record. The transcript has 19 exons. Lineage: Eukaryota; Metazoa; Nemertea; Pilidiophora; Heteronemertea; Lineidae. The coding region runs from base 61 to 3921 and encodes 1286 amino acids.
UGCGGUAGACUUUUCUAUUUGGUGAUACUUACUUUUGAAGCAAUUUAAAAAGGAGGCAAGAUGACGGUAUUCUGGAGUAUUUUACUCCUUCUCUCUCUUUUCCCUUGCUCUUUCGCUUUUCUGACGGAGUCGCCGCUUGUUCACAAGACUGGGUACACUUGGCGACCAGGUUCAUGUUCCGCCAACAAGAUCAAGGGGCCGACCAAGGGAACCACAACCGACGCCUGCCUGGCCACAUGCACCGGCACCUGCAAGGCAGUCAGUUGGAACUCGAAAACUUUGAACUGCAUCACGCAUUCCAAGUCUUGUGCGAAGUUGGACAACGUACAGAACAAGCACGACAAUUUCUAUGAUAAGUUUGCACACGCGAAACAGGUGGCAUGGGCAACCGGUAUGUCAUCAUCAAAUCUUGCCUAUCGAAAGCCCAGCGCUCAGAUGCGAACCAAUGGUGUCCAAUGGGCCGAACUGGCUACGGACGGGAACAGGGACAACAAGGACGGGAAGUCAUGCGCCAUUGCCGACAAAGACACUACCAUGGGCUACACUUGGUGGUAUGUUGAUCUUGGCGCUGCGUAUGAGGUCAAAGUGGUUACCAUCGCCAAUAAACAGGACGUCAAAUCAACGAAAGCUAGAGACUUUAAAAUCUUCGUCACGAAUCACUUCGAUGCCUACGACGUUUACAAGUAUCGUAAUAACUUCACCUUGUGUGCCGAGCAGGGCAACGCCCCGAUGACACCCGGGGAGGUCAGGCCCUACCACUGCCAGUACCCCAAGCUCGGCCGAUACGUCGUGAUCAUCAAGCAUCCAGUCUGGGAGGCCAUGGAGCUGUGUGAGGUUGAGGUCUAUGACACAAAUGUCUUUGAGAAUCUUGCACUGCAAAAGGUGGCCUACCAGUAUCCAUCCCCCAGUACUAAUCCAGCAACUAAGGGCCUUGAUGGCAUUCUCAACCCCGAGAUUGCCAAUGGCGGUUGCACCGAGACCGCGGCGACAAGCAGUCCGAUGUGGUGGCAGGUUGAUCUGGGCGCUCUGUAUAAUGUCCGAGUCAUCUACUUGUUCAACCGUGGAGAGAAGAAGGGCCCAAACACGGCUGAUUUUCACAUAGCAGUUGAUUCAAAGGUGUGUCAAUAUUUUAGUGGAAAACUCACUGAUGGCGCCGUGAUGCGUUACACUUGUUUCCUACGCACUGUUGGCAGAUAUGUUAGGCUGGAGAAACGAAGUGCUCAGGCGCUGAGUUUCUGCGAGUUGGAGGUUUAUGGUCAUGAACCGGGCGAAAACGUUGCUUAUUUGAAGCCACUCAUCAUUUUGGACAAGAAAACCGCCAACAGCGCGUCGACCAAUGGUAUUGUGAACCCUGGCCGGGGCGCAUUCUCUGCUGCGGCUGUCUCUGGCAAAGAAGCCGAAUUUCUAAUUAUCGACAUGCUGGCCAUUUACAAGCUGCGGUACUUCGUUUUGGCGACUUCAGGAAAUACCGCGAACGCCCUUAAACAGUUUUCAAUCUACGCAUUCAAGGAACUGAGAGAUGCUACUUGGAAAGGUGGAACCGGCAACACCGACGGCGGAGAGCUGUGUGCAAAAUAUGAUGGGACGGUGCCACCCAAAAGCAUACUCCCGAUUUAUUGCACCGGUGGGAGGCAGGUCGUUGGAAGAUAUGUCUACUUGUGGAAGAAAAGCAAAGGGACUGGGAAGCUUAUGUUAUGCGAGAUGGAGGCGUACGGAGAACUCCACGAUGGUGACCUAGCACACAACAGAGCAACCAACCAGAGCACCUUGUAUUCCGUGUUCGAUUCCGACCUUGCCGUUGACGGGAAUGAAGACACAAUGUUCAGCCGAGGCUCGUGUUCGCAAACUCUUACCCCCAAGGCGGGCCAAGCUUGGUGGUCUGUUGACCUUGGGGCCAAGUUCGACAUCCAUAAACUUACUAUAGUCAACCCGGAUAAAUGUAAAGAGACAUGUCUACGUCAAUAUCAAGUUCUUGUGGCCAACUCGAGCGAUACGCCUACCGUUUUGGACACCUCAGACUAUGUUGUAUGCUACGAUGAUAGCGCCAAACUGAGGGAUGGGGAGGCGAAGACAGUCUUCUGUAAACCAGGCAGCGUAGGGCAGCACGUGAUCAUUGCUACGACGGGGAAAUAUCCAUUGACGUUAUGCGAGGUGAAGGUUUAUGAGCGAGGGAGAUUGGACAACGUUGCUUUGAAGCGACCAGCCGCUCAAAAGGGAAACAAGCUCAACAGACACGGCCACGCCCAAGCUGCUGUUGACGGGCUGUCUUACACCAACUUUAACACAGGGACCUGCUCCAUGUCCUGUGGGUCUAGCAAGGACGAAUGGUGGUCGGUCGACCUGGGCUCACGACACAGGGUGUAUCUCAUUAAACUGGUAUCGGCAAAUGAUAAGGAAGGUUAUUUGCAGAACUUUGAGGUCAAUGUAGCAGAGACGUUUGAUCCUCGUCAACUCUCAAAAACACUCUUUAGUCCCUGUUCAAAACACCAGGAUGCCCUAAGUUAUGGAAUGAAGAAACACGUGAGAUGCCAUGGCAUGGCAACCGGGCGCCAUGUUGUUGUUUUGAAGCGGAAACCAAGUUACGUUCCCAUCGUGCUUUGCGAAGUUGAAGUGUUCGGGCUACAGAUAUGGGAUAAUGCAGAGAAUAUUGCGCUCCGCAAGACAGCCAAGCAAGCGAGUGACCAGGCCGGGGCUACCGCUGACAAGGCCGUAGAUGGCAACACUUCCCCGUCCUACUUUCGCGGCUCCUGCGCAAUCACUGGUGGUAAAGCUGCCAAGGAAUGGUGGGUGGUAGACCUCACUGAGAUGUACGACGUGGACAAGAUUGGCAUCGUCACGAAAGCAUAUGGUGGUCCUACUCUGCACUACAAAGAGCAAAUGACGAAGACAGCUAACCACAAGUAUCCAGAUGCUGCCACCGGAGUAAAGGUUAUAAAUGUCGCACAGCCAACUUGGGUCGGAACGGUAAACCAAGACAAUGAAUACGAGUGUCAACAGUGGUGUCGAGAGCUCGAUUUCUGCAACGCAGUGACCUGGGACACGAAGAAGAAGGAAUGUGGUGUUCACGAGUUAGUUUCCAAAACCACAACGGCGUCUACCGGAUUUAACUUUUACAAGAAAUCAUUGGUGACGGUGCCGUCACUCGACAAAGCUGCCUACCUUAACGAAGCAAUGAUUGGAGUCUUGCGCUCGUUCAGCACAGCCGCAGCGUACAAGGACCACGGUUGGUUCCCGUGCUACCAGAAAAAGACUUUCACCGCGCCAGGAGACAUCCUUGGGGCACAUUGUCCGAAGGGGGCAUUCGGCCAGUUCAUCAUUGUGGAGAAAAACGGGGCGAACUCGGCGGACGGGCCUCUAGCUCUGUGUGAGGUGGAGGUAUUCGGACGAAAGACGAAUAACAAGACCCCGAUUUCAAGUAAUCAUACGGCUCAACAGGUCAGCACAAAGUCUGGUAACGUUGCCAGUAGGGCCGUGGACGGAAAGUUUACAGCAACCAUGGGCAGCGGGUCGUGUUCCCAGACUGCCGGGACGGAAAAUAACGAAUGGUGGACGAUUGACCUCGCCAGAGGCCAUAAUGUCACUAACGUGCAGAUUGUGGCGAGGGGAGACUGCUGUGCUUCUGACUUGACCGAGUUUACAAUCCUGACUUCGGCAACCUUUAGCGAUGCCGAAAUAUCCACAGUCUACUCCCGAGCGGUCAAUGUGUCAGUGAGCCCGCUGAUCCCACCAGGGUCAGCCACGGGAUUCAAAUAUUCGAUCUGCCAAGCAAGCGUACAGGUCGCCCUGAAAGAUGGGCAGUCUUUCAUGGUGGACUGUGAGCCUGGCGCCGUUGGCCGUCACUUGACAAUUGUCAAGCACAAGUCGAAGGCCAAGCCCCUGGAGCUGUGCGAAGUCGAGAUUUAUGGUGUUGCCGUGCCUUGAUUUAAAACUAUAUCGGCCUUUCAGAAAUAAUUGACCAUGUCCAUUUGGGCCAGUGUUAACACUACUAGACCGAUUCCUUUCAAAGGUACAGGGCGGAAAUUGCUUAAAAAAUCUCUCUGGGUCUCAAAACGAGUAGUUUUGGUACAGCUGUCCAAAUGGACGUGGACAUUUAAGUAGGACACUGCUGAUGUUGGUGUUGAUUUUAAAGUUGGGCUAUCAAACUUUGAUAUUCAUGAUACGAAAAAUAUUGCACAAUCUUUUAACCAUUGUGUAUAUUUUUAAGCUAAUUCCAAAAGCCAUAAAACUUUUAAAAUGUGUUUUCCGAUCAACUCAUAGUUGUAAUUGGUUGACAUCAAAUAAAGCAAAACAUGACGUCAACACACUUCCCUUGAUAGUGUACACAUCACUUGUAUACUGUGCCGCGUGAUGCACUGUUUGUUAUAGUUUGUGCUACACGCAGGAGUUCUAGCUACAUGUAUGUACUCUGUGCAAAAAUAGUCUUGCUCUUUUGAACAUUUCUUGACGUUUUGACGUCUUCUUUCUUUCAAAGACUGGUUCUGCGAGUGACGAAGGAGGGCCGGGUGGACCAGAUUAAGAUGCCCUCUGUGAUCACUAGGUGUCUCUUUUACCUAUCGCCAAUCUAUGCUAAUUACACCCCAGUACCGAUAUCCCCAGAGAGUCCAUGAACGUCACCUCCUAGCGGUCAGAAUUGAAACCAACAACACUCCAGCUUGUACC